Messenger RNA from Anopheles moucheti, 4201 nucleotides. It is a transcript of the gene Hcs, whose product is annotated as biotin--protein ligase. The coding region runs from base 1 to 3099 and encodes 1032 amino acids. Gene Ontology annotation, molecular function: biotin--[biotin carboxyl-carrier protein] ligase activity. The transcript is spliced from 11 exons. The record is from RefSeq and is a predicted model, not a curated record. NCBI's taxonomy places the organism in Eukaryota, Metazoa, Arthropoda, Insecta, Diptera, Culicidae. Gene Ontology annotation, biological process: protein modification process. Gene Ontology annotation, cellular component: cytoplasm.
AUGCUGUUCACACUUAUGUACUUCGCUAUCACCAUUCGUACCUCGUUAAGAUUUAGAUCAAUAAGAAAUAGCAUCAAGCAAAUACUGACCGAUCGCUACGCUGUCAGCUUUUACACUACUUCUAAUGGUGACUCGACGGCGGAACUCAAUUCUCCCGAUGCAUCGUGUGAGGCUACCGUGUCCUCCUGUAUUUGGUAUUUACCCGAUCAGCGAGGUUGUCUAGUUUAUCCAGUUCGACGGAUAAUACUGUCCGAUUGGUUUAGCGUUCCGGAAGAACUAAAAACACAGUUUGAAUGUCUUGCCGUCAAUCGGAGUGAUGAAUUCGUUCAACUGAUCGUGACACUGGAAGGAGCGGUCUGUCCAACGCAACCAGAGCGAGAAGAAGGCUCCGCCGUGAUGUUGAGUCAAUUUGGGCGGUUUUUAGCAUGGAGAAAUCGAAGGGGUCGAAGUAUGGAAGUUUUGCUUGAAACCGAUGCCACAAGAUUGUUUCAGCUGAUUGUAGCAACGUUUGGAAGUGGACGAUUUGAUGUCGAUUCUGGACGAUUGAAACUGGUCCAAUUAGAGAGUGUUGAAACUUUGGGCGAGCAGAUGUCUUUCGAAGAGUGUAAUACCUCGAGCGACUUGUUAUUGAAGUUUAGCGAAAGAAGCCUUUGGACGGAUGCUUGGCUUGCGGAUCUUCUUGAGCUUGAGCGGUUUGAUACCGAACGUCGUCCCAUGAGCUACCCUACGGUUGGAGUACAACCGGAUAUAAUCUCAUCUAAUGACAUUAAGAUUUCUCUGGAGACGAUAGAUGGCACUGUACUUUCCAGCCAAAGUCGCGCCGAUUUACUCUCGAGCGGCAGCAAUUCCCGCAACCGGUCCCAAUUGGACCUUACUGAUGGUUUAACUCCUGUAAACGGCCAUACUGGCUACACCAUGGACGAACCUGAAGGCGCUACUAUAUCUAGAAGCACAACGGAAGAAUUGGCGGAAAGGCACACUGAGAAAGACUCAUCUAUAGACGGUACUACCGUUACCAAGGUGUUGAACAAUGAUGAAGGAGACCAAACGGAUGUAGCUGAUCCACCAUUGCUAGAUGUAUUCGAUGCCAAAGACACACCGACACCAACUGUUGAACCACCGAACGCGACUGUAGAAACAAGUUCCAACGGAGCGGCAAAACAUCACGAUGAACCAUUUAAAGCCAAAACGAAUCCACCACUGUUACCAAGUCCGGUGACGGCAAAGAACGAAGCGACCGUAGUACCAACAUCGAAGUCAAUACGCUCGUUGCGUAAAAGUUCAUUCCCAUCUAGUCGGCUAAGGCUGGGAACCGGUCAAGCAGGCGUUGUAUCGAAACCACCGAACAUUCUAGUCCAUUCUGAUAGCAGUUCAACAAUGGAAUACGUUAUCGCAACCUUAAACAACCUGCUUGAACCGAACACGUACACCAUUUAUCCGAUCACAACGGGACAAGCAAUGGCAAGCAGCUGGCAACAAAGCACGGUACUGAUCAUUGUGGCCGGAUCACUCGAUACGGAAGUGCGAAAGAUUUUGCUGGAUUAUUUUUUGCAUGGAGGACUUGUUUUUAGCUUGUGCUCGGAUAUGCUCGACAUUAUACUGCCUGAUUCAAAAACAGCAGAGAUCCGUGAACGUGAGCUGGUUAGUUUUUCGUAUCGCAAAUGGAAACAAAUUAAGAUGCUGCAUCAUAUUUUCUGCUAUCAGCUGUCACCGGCCAAGAAGCAGUUUUCGCUAGAAUCGGAAGAAACAUCCACCUUGCUGCCAAUAUCGUAUGUGGAUGUUACCGAUCGUAAAGGAAAACCACAUUCUCUUGCAGUGGAGAUUUUGGCACAGGAAGAAACGUGGAAUACACCCAGCAUUCUGGAGGCACACAACAGGAAAACGGGCGGGAGAGCCAUAUUUUCUCAGAUACAUCUUGAGCUGGACCCUUCCCAAUUCCAAUCCAACAUCGAUGGUGCGGACAAUUCACUGCAAAAUUCGAACCAACUGCGUUACGAAAUAUUAAGCGACCUCUUGGGAAGUCGAAUUGGGCUAAAGUUGCGUGAAAAAACUGGAGCUUCGGAUGAGACGAUCGUCUACAAAAAUUCCUACUUCCUAGGAAAACAUGAGGCAAAAGUAGCGAUGCUUGAAUCGCUGAAUAGUACAAUGAGCCGUCCAAAUGUAAUUCAAACAACGGAACUUACGCUGCAGUUUUGUGGAAAAGGAGAUAGUACACCUGUCCCAGCAUCCGAUUCACAUCUCCCAGUGAUGAUAUUUCACUGUCCCGAAGAUUUUUCCACCGUGGAGUACUUUGAGAAUUUAACUACGCAGAAGGUCGGCCGUAUUGGAAUUUAUGCCCCAAUCAUGACCAGUUCCAUGCAGAUCGUGUCCAACUUGACUUUGGCGCACGGUUUCAUGGUGAUUGCACGCUAUCAAACGAAGGGAAAGGGUCGGAACAAUAACCAGUGGCUAAGUCCUCCUGGUUGUGCCAUGUUUUCUCUGCAACUACACAUCCCAAUGAACAGCAUGCUUGGUCAACGGUUGCCGAUAGUGCAGCAUCUUGUGGCCAUUUCGGUAGUGUCAGCUGUUCUAUCACUUCCCGGGUAUGAGAAACUAGAUUUAGGAUUGAAGUGGCCUAACGAUAUCUACGCGUACGGUGCAUCAAAGCUUGGCGGAAGCAUCUUCAACACGCAGGUCGACGCAACUGUUGCGAUUGUGAAUGUUGGCGUUGGGCUUAAUUUAAACAACAGCAAACCAACACUCUGCUUAAACGAUGUUAUUACACAGUACAAUAACAAACAUUCCACCACGCUUCCAUUGCUAUCAUACGAAAAAACGUUUGCCCUUAUCUUUAACAAGCUGGAAGAGAUGUACGACCGAGUGCAGUGCGAGGGAAUUGAAGUGCUGCAGCAGGAAUACUAUCGGCAUUGGUUGCAUCAGGAUGCGGAAAUUAGCAUGAUCGGAUCGGAAGGUGAGUCGUUGCAGGGCACAAUCGUAGGCAUCGAUGAGUACGGCUUUCUGUUAGUGAAGAAACAACCGUCCGGCGAUACCGUGUCCGUGCAUCCGGACGGUAACAGCUUCGACAUGAUGCAGGGAUUGAUAGUUCCCAAGUUCAAUUAGGCACCAAUAUGUUAUUUCCUUCCGGAAAAGUCGAUGUAGAUGUAUUGACCAACCAUUGCCAUUCCCUGUAUGCCGCUGCUAACUUAUUUUUCCAAUGAAAGACAAAUGGAAUAUGUGCUUAAGAAGCAAAGUUACACUCAAUUUAGAAUUAACUUGUUGGAUAUUGACAAUGUUUGGGCUUAGUUAGAUAUUAGACUAUUUAAUGUGAGGGCAAUUGAUGAAUGGGAAAUCGUUUUACUGCUAGAAUAACUAUCUAUGUACUGCCACCAGUAGCUUGAUAAUGUUAAGGCGUGUUUUCACAACAUCUACAUGUGUCUUUCGAUUUCCUUCUUCGAUUUAAAUUCCAUCACUGAGUGGAAAGUAUGUACCUUAACCAUAUAUGAAGUGUUUACCUACCUUACAUCGGUUUUUACAACUAUCCUUCAUCUAAAGAAAGUUCUUAUUGUGCUAAACACGAACAACUUAUGUACGUCAAUAUAGCUGUAUUUAUGGAAUGUCUUUCACUCUUCAAAGAUUAGAUAGUAGAUAAAGAAGAAACUAUAUUUAAAUGCAGGUGUGAAGUAUAAUGAUUGUUAACACUAGAUGUAUUUUACUGCCUGAUGGGUUUGUUGGUUAGAGGUGCACGUGGUGACUGUUUGCUUCCGUUUUUUAUUAGUUCCUAUGAUCGCAACUCCACUGUUACAACGAAUUGCAAUGCAAUUUUAGAUUACCCCUAACUAUGUAAUGAAAGUCAAUCGUAUACAAAAUGAGAUCAAGCUGAAGCAAGGAAGGACGCGCGUUGGAAAUUAACUAAUUACUUAAAACUAAAAGAAUAACAAAAUUAAUCAUUCAUAUCAUUGAAAGCACCAAUUACAAUUUUCUCGGCGUAUCUAAAACUACAAAAGUUAAUCAAACAUUAAUACAAGAGCAUGCAUUUUGAUCAGCUUGACUGGAAGUGAACCGUAAACUAAUAUUAAAUCCAAUUCAUGUACCGGUGUGUUACUCCAAAUUAUGCCUGUUAGGCCGCACGUGGAAAGUAAUUUCAUUUCAUCUUCUGAAUCUUGAUCGAUGUUCAGCAGUUAGCACAAAAGUAAAAUAAACAAACUAUGUGUCCAGAAUAACA